This is a messenger RNA of Orcinus orca (killer whale), 4504 nucleotides long. RefSeq names its product neutral sphingomyelinase activation associated factor (gene NSMAF). Lineage: Eukaryota; Metazoa; Chordata; Mammalia; Artiodactyla; Delphinidae. The transcript has 31 exons. The record is from RefSeq and is a predicted model, not a curated record. Bases 97 to 3054 code for a protein of 985 amino acids. Gene Ontology annotation, molecular function: protein binding.
CUCGGCCGGCGGCGCAGCGGAGCGGCGGAGGAGUCCGAGCCGGAGCCGGAGCCGCGCGCGCCCCGCCCGCCCGCGCCGCCCUUCCUCCCUCCCUCCAUGGCGUUUAUCCGGAAGAAGCGGCGCGAGCAGCAGCUGCAGCUCUACUCCAAGGAGAGAUUUUCCUUGCUGCUGCUUAACUUGGAGGAGUACUACUUUGAACAGCAUACAGCUAAUCAUAUUCAGCACAAGGGCAGUCAGAAUGAAAGGAAAAUCAGAGGCUCCUUAAAAAUAUGUUCAAAAUCAGUUAUUUUUGAACCGGAUGCAACAUCCCAGCCCAUCAUUAAGAUUCCUUUGAGAGAUUGUAUAAAAAUAGGAAAACAUGGAGAAAAUGGAGCCAAUAGACACUUUGCAAAGGCGGUAUCCGGGGGGAUCUCACUCACUUUCAGUCAGGUAUAUUUCAUUAAAGAACACAACAUUGUUGCACCAUAUAAAAUAGAAAGGGGCACAAUGGAAUAUGUCUUCGAGUUGGAUGUUUCAGGGAAGGUGGAAGGUGUCGUGGAGACAUUGCUUCAGCUUCACAGAGCAUCCUGUCUGGACAAACUUGGGGACCAAACUGCUAUGAUAACAGCCAUUUUGCAGUCCCGUUUGGCUAGGACGUCAUUUGACAAAAACAGAUUCCAAAGUGUUUCUGAAAAGCUGCACAUGGAAUGCAAAGCAGAAAUGGUGACACCUCUGGUGACGAAUCCUGGCCACGUGUGCAUCACUGACACCAACCUGUAUUUCCAGCCUCUCAAUGGGUACCCGAUCUGCAUCUGUCACCUCUCCAGCCAGUGCAGAGCUGCGUGUGGCACUGCUGUCACUGGGCAGCUGCAGUUCUGCUGCUGUGAUGCUGGAAACAUCUUCUCUUGCACGAUGACUUUAGGCUCACGAGGCCACACAAAACCCAUGGUCCAGAUAACACUCCACGACGUCCGCCGCAUUUACAAGAGGAGACAUGGCCUCAUGCCUCUGGGCUUGGAAGUGUUUUGCACAGAAGAUGAUCUGUGUUCCGACGUCUACCUGAAGUUCUAUGAACGUCAAGACCGAGAUGACCUCUAUUUUUACAUUGCUACAUACCUAGAGCACCACGUGGCGGAGCGCACGGCCGAGGGCUACACGCUGCAGUGGCAGCGCGGGCUUCUGUCCAACUACCAGUACCUGCUGCACCUCAACACGCUGGCCGACCGCAGCUGCAACGACCUCUCCCAGUACCCCGUGUUCCCCUGGGUCGUCGGCGACUACAGCAGCUCCGAGCUGGAUCUGUCAAAUCCAGGAACCUUCCGGGAUCUCAGUAAGCCAGUAGGGGCCCUCAACAAGGAACGUCUGGAGAGGCUGCUGACACGCUACCAGGAGAUGCCGGAGCCCAAGUUCAUGUACGGCAGCCACUACUCCUCCCCGGGCUACGUGCUGUUUUAUCUGGUCAGGAUUGCACCAGAGUAUAUGCUGUGUCUGCAGAACGGAAGAUUCGACAACGCAGACAGAAUGUUCAACAGUAUUGCAGAAACUUGGAAAAACUGUUUGGACGGUGCGACUGAUUUUAAAGAGCUGAUUCCGGAAUUCUAUGGUGAUGAUGUCAGCUUUUUAGUCAAUAGUUUGAAGCUGGAUUUGGGAAAGAGACAAGGAGGGCAGAUGGUUGAUGACGUAGAACUCCCCCCUUGGGCACGGAGUCCCGAGGACUUUCUCCAGAAGAGCAGAGACGCACUGGAAAGCGAUUACGUGUCAGAGCACCUUCAUGAGUGGAUCGAUCUCGUGUUUGGCUACAAGCAGAAGGGGAGGGAUGCUGUUGGAGCCCACAAUGUGUUUCAUCCCCUGACCUACGAAGGAGGUGUCGACUUGAACAGCAUUGAGGACCCUGAUGAGAAGGUAGCCAUGCUCACCCAGAUCUUGGAGUUUGGGCAGACACCAAAGCAGCUCUUUGUGACACCGCAUCCUCGAAGGAUCACCCCAAAGUUUAAAAGCUUGGCCCAGCCCUCCAGUUACAAUGCUUCCACGGCAGAUACUCCAGUCUCUCCAGGUGAAGAGUCUUUUGAAGACCUGACCGAAGAAAGCAGAACGCUGGCCUGGAGUAACAUCACGCGACUGCAGCUCCACGAGCAGCACAAAAUCCACAAAGAGGCAGUCACUGGAAUAGCAGUCUCUCGCAGUGGGUCGUCUGUCUUUACAACCUCACAAGAUUCCACCUUGAAGAUGUUUUCCAAAGAAUCCAAGAUGCUACAAAGAAGUAUAUCAUUUUCAAAUAUGGCUUUAUCAUCGUGUUUACUUUUACCAGGAGAUGCCACUGUCGUAAGCUCUUCGUGGGAUAACAAUGUCUAUUUUUAUUCCAUUGCAUUUGGAAGACGCCAAGACACAUUAAUGGGACACGAUGAUGCUGUUAGUAAGAUCUGUUGGCAUGACAACAGGCUGUAUUCUGCGUCGUGGGACUCUACUGUGAAGGUGUGGUCCGGGGUUCCUGCAGAGAUGCCAGGCUCCAGGAGACACCAAUUUGACCUGCUGGCCGAGCUGGAGCACGAUGUCAGCGUCGAUACAAUCAGUUUAAGCGCUGCAAGCACACUGUUGGUUUCAGGCACCAAAGAAGGCACAGUGACUAUCUGGGACCUCACUGCAGCCACCGUAUUGCACCAGAUUCCAUGUCACUCAGGGACUGUAUGUGAUACUGCUUUCAGCCCAGACAGUCGCCACGUCCUCAGCGCAGGAGAAGACGGCUGUCUAAACGUCGUCGAUGUGCAGACAGGAAUGCUCAUCUCUUCUAUGACUUCGGAAGAGCCCCAGAGGUGCUUCCUCUGGGACGGAAAUUCUGUUUUAUCCGGGAGUCAGUCCGGUGAGCUGCUUGUCUGGGACCUUCUCGGGGGGAAGAUCAGGGAGAGAAUCCGGGGCCACACAGGUAAGCUGUCUGCCGCUGACCUGACUCCUCCAAACCUGCUUUUCCCACCAGCAGACGAGCCCUUCUCAAGCAGAAAACUCCCCGUGUGUCCUCUGUGCCGUGGACGUUCCCCUCCAGAUCCUGGCUGGCCAGGCCACCUGCAUCUCUUGGGUUGAGAGAUAUUCGACUCCAGAAUGGAAGUUUUUAACUUCCACAUGGAGAAUUAAAAGCCAAGUAAAAGCUGUAUGUGCAUUUAAUACAUGCACACGGUAGGAAGAAACAAUACAAAAGUAAUGGAAACGGUACCAAAGUAAUGAAUCACAGUGGAAAUGAAGUCUUCCUCCCAGACUCCCCCCGCCCCCCCCCCCCGGGCCUCAUCCUGGGAAGACUGCAGCUGGGUUUCUGGAGAUGUCUCACAUUGUUGAAGGAUGCGCUGCUGUGUGCGUCAGCGUUCUGCCCGUUGGGUUUUCACUCUGCUUACAUUUGCACGUCUUCCUCUCCUCUCAAGCACUUGGAGGAUUUAUGGUUAAUUCUUGUAAUGGCUAUGGUUAUAAGUAUCUACUGACUGCCCACCUUCACUCUCUUCCCUCUGUCACUGUUGUGUGUGGUUAUUUCUUCGUAACAUUAUACAUUGAAGUGACUUGUCUAUGCCUUUCUUCCCCAGCUCACAAGCUUUAAAUAACACUUUGACUCCUGACAGAAAUGGAAGUAAACCAGCAAACUCACACCAAUUCCCUACUUCUCUCAUCUGCUGCCUGACUUUUGUCACAGGUGUAUAUGAUAUUUGUAUUCUGUUCUGCAAUUCCCAGUUGCUUUAGCUUUACAUUCAAAUAGUUUCUUAUUCCUCGCAAGUUCCUUGUACUGAGUAGUUACUCUGAGUUCAUGCAGAUUGUAUUAUAGGACAAGACCACGUGGUACCGCCUGGUCAGCUCACCCCCUAACCACACGUCUCUUCUCGCAGGUGCCGUAACGUGUAUGUGGAUGAACGACCAGUGUAGCAGUGUCAUCACGGGAGGGGAAGACAGACAAAUUAUGUUCUGGAAAUUGCAGUAUUAAGUGCCUUUUCCUCGAAUAUUAUUGAACUCUAUGUAAUGUUUUAAACCAAACUUUUAAACGACCUGGUGAACGUGCAAUUAUAGUAGUUAGAAGUCUUACCACAUGAGAAAUUUGUGGUUUUAAACUUUAUAAAUCAUGGUGACUUCACUGAAAGCCAUUAGUUGUCAUGCUCUAAGGCAGAUGGAGAUGUGGCAGUACUGGGGAGAAAAACGUUAACAUUUGUAAGGCAGGUGGUCAGCCCAGGAUGACGAUGGUCAGAAGACAAGUUUGGGUGGCAAAGAGCGUAGCUAAGAGAUACUAAACCAGCUGGGGAAACUUCCCAAAAGCACUGAACAAUUUAAGGACUUUCCAAGAAAAUGUGAGUAUUCUCUGCUGCCGAGGCACUCCGUUAUGUCUUCCUACUCGACACAAUUGCUGCCCGCUGGGUUUUGGGAUGUGUGUUUCCACGGAGUGCUUACUUUCUAUAACCGCCUGGCCCCAGGUUCUAAGAACCUGGGGAAGGAUUAUUUCAUUAUAGCUAUUAAAUGCCCAUCUUUUCCAUGACAUUAAAAAUAUUUUUCUGUAAUGAAA